UUUUCUUCUUUCCCUUGUUAAAUUUCAGUAGGAUUCGGAAAAUAAUUUAGCUGAGAAUUUAUCAAACAGAUCUACUGGAACAUCAGUCAAAAAGUACCUCAGCAAAUAUCAGUAUGAAAUACUCGAUUGUGUUAGUAUCAUUCCUGCUGGCCAUGGUUAAUGAAGUUGAGCUAGGUGUUAUACAGUCUACAGCCGAAAUCAUAGCAAUGGGAGCAAAGCCUGGUACCUUUCGGAGAUCUACUACAACAACACCAAACCCUACUACUACAACAGUUGUCUCUGCACAAACUUUGCUACCAUUAAAAGAGGUCGAGCCAAUUGUUUCGAAUAUUGCCAAAUCUGAUAAAACAAUCGAAUCACAAGGAUCAAAGCCCAGUACAUUACAGGGGUCUUCUACCAGAACACAAAAUCCUACAUCAACAACAGAGGGUUCAAUACCAUCAACGAUGCAACCUUCGGUACCAGUUAAAGAGGCUAAGCCAAUUAUUUUCCAUUUCCGUAAAACUGAUAAUGGAAUCAAAUUAGAAGGACCAAAGACCAGUACACUACAGGGGUCUACUACAGCAACACCAGAGGGUACGAAAACAAUAAAAGGAUCUGCACCAACUUCAAAUGUUGAACCAGUUAAAGCGUUCUAG
Messenger RNA from Mytilus trossulus (common blue mussel), 638 nucleotides. RefSeq lists its product as uncharacterized. The record is from RefSeq and is a predicted model, not a curated record. NCBI's taxonomy places the organism in Eukaryota, Metazoa, Mollusca, Bivalvia, Mytilida, Mytilidae. Bases 114 to 638 code for a protein of 174 amino acids. The transcript has 6 exons.